AUGUGCGCGGACGACGCCGUCGGUUCGCGGCCCGUUCGUCGCGAGGUGAUAAAGGUCGCCGAGUCGACGGCGGUGAUCCAAAAGCCGCUCACCCGGUGCACCGGCCGCCGCCGUAGCGCACCGGAACGAAAACGCCACGCGACGGACGUUGCGGUCCGCAACGCGGUGUUCGGGGCGAGACGUUCCCGCGGGCGCAACGGAAAACGCCGGACGCCAAAAACAGUGGAUAUUGACGAAAGCGUUUUUUUAGGGGUGUGCAUGCGCUUUCGUUUUUCCCGUUGCGUCGUAAAACGAAAACCCGCGUUUGCGUCCGGCCGUGGCGGUUCUACCGAAACCGCGGGCGCGCACCCGGGGCAGUCUUGA
This is a messenger RNA of Cinara cedri, 363 nucleotides long. Lineage: Eukaryota; Metazoa; Arthropoda; Insecta; Hemiptera; Aphididae. The record is from the annotation of a GenBank genome assembly.